Molecule: messenger RNA, 925 nt
Organism: Pseudo-nitzschia multistriata
Lineage: Eukaryota; Bacillariophyta; Bacillariophyceae; Bacillariales; Bacillariaceae
Source: the annotation of a GenBank genome assembly
CCCACGAGAGCAAUGCAUUGCAUUAUCUUGAAGAAAGAACGACCAAUUCUACCGUUACGCAAAACAUCAGUAUUACGAAUCACUUGAGACCAUAUAGUUGGGCAUCAGUGCCAUAGAACUCCAAUCUUGUCAAAAAGCUAAAUGCAUGAUGAAGAGAUCAUCGUCGAUUGCCGCAUUGGACGACACAAUCGACGUCAAGCUUGGGAACAAGCCGCAUUACGAUGAAAAACUUUUGGUAUCUUCAAUGAUGCUUGUUGCCAUUGCCGAAGAGGAUCGGCAAGGACGUCGAUUCCUCAGAACGCAGCGGUCAAAUGGCAGUAUAGGAAGCAUGUCGGCAAGGAGUGGAUGCGGAAGCUACGGAUCGUUGCGUGGAUGGGGGUCCAAUGCUUCACGGAAGUCCUACAAGGUCGAUCUGUGUUCAUUGUCGGACGAGAAUAGUGGGGAUAUAGCAAACCGCAAAAUCUCUACCAAAAUCCAGAAAAAAUGCUCGACACUAACGCUCCAGAAGGGUGGAGCGAAUGGCAGAUCCUCUACGGAGAACGCAGAACUGGAAACGUGGGGGUUCUUCUUGGAAUGAUUUGCCUCCUGAUUCUUGCAAAUGCAAUGAAAGCCGUUGCAUCUGCUACAUCCGCUACUAUCAAUAUUCUUCAUCAGCCGCAACUCAUCGGUUUGAGGUUGGCUUCCAAUUCACCACCAUGCCGUCGAACAUUUUUCCAUUCACAAUUUCGAUGCUUUGCGAGGAAGAAAUCCACCUCAAGCGCAUCACAUCAAAUCGCUUUGCCUUCGGCCUAUCGUUUAACGAUAUAACGCCGUCUGGAAUUUUCGCAUGCAGAUUUAUAUUUUCCUCGAGGAACAAAACAGAUCCCAGGCUUUCUACACAAUAAUCAUAGACAUAGAAUACCAAUAAUAAUGAAUCAACCAAACA